CCUCACGAAUUCCGCUCCAUUCCAAUCUCUCUCUCUCUCUCUCUCUCAUUGAGAAUAUCGCUUCAUCUUCUUCUUCUUCUUCCUCGUUUAACUCUCUCUGUAAAUGUUUCGUUUUACUGCAAAUAUGAUGAGCACACUGUUUAUAUUGUAUAUAAAUUACUCGGUAUAUUCGUGUCUACGGCUGACUAUAUGAGAUUUGAAUGUUAUUCUCCUUUUGCAAGAUUCAUCCACCACCAAGCAUGUGCAUCUGCAAUCUCAAAUAGAUGAUAAUUUGUUUGCAGAAUGCCACCAAGACAGUUGCGUUUCACCUCAAGAAGAGCACCAACGAAGCUAUUAUUAUGUUCCAUAUUCGUUAUACUUAUCCCAUUAUGGAUUAUUAUCACACACAGACAAAAGAUCUCGUAUUUCUUCCGCCCACUUUGGGAUAAACCUCCUCCUCCAUUUCAACAUUUGUCACAUUUCUACGCAGAAAAUGUUUCAAUCCCACAGCUCUGCCGCCUCCAUGGAUGGUCUCCACGAGAACAUCCACGAAACGUAUUUGAUGCCAUCAUCUUCAGUAACGAAUUAGACAUGCUCGAGAUAAGAUGGAACGAACUCUAUCCCUAUGUGACUAAAUUCGUUAUACUCGAAUCCAACACAACCUUCACCGGUAUCCCCAAACCACUGUUCUUUGCUUCGAACCGCGACAGGUUUUCCUUUGCAGAGGGUAAAAUCGUCCACGGUGUUUUCCCUGGUCGAAUGGCAUCCUCGGGAUUUCAUAGUGACCCGUUUAAGCUCGAAUCCGAGCAAAGGGUAGCCAUGAAUAUGUUCCUUCGUCAGGCUGGGAUCUCAACAGGGGAUAUUCUAAUUAUGUCAGAUACUGACGAGAUCCCGAGCCCACAUACGAUUAAACUGCUUCAAUGGUGCGAUGGAAUUCCCCCGGUUCUUCAUCUCGAGCUGAAACAUUACAUGUACUCUUUUGAGUUUCCCGUCGACUACAGCAGCUGGCGAGCCUCGGUUCAUGUAUAUCAGGCAUGGACGCCUUAUCGCCAUUCUCGACAGUCGAAUCUGAUUCUAUCGGAUGCUGGAUGGCAUUGCAGCUUUUGUUUUAGGAACUUGAGGGAAUUCGUUUUCAAGAUGACUGCUUACAGCCAUGCGGAUCGCGUUAGACGUAACGAGUUUAUGAGCUAUUCGAGAAUUCAGAAACUGAUUUGUAAAGGAGAUGAUCUUUUCGAUAUGUUACCAGAAGAGUAUAGCUUUAGAGAACUGAUUAAGAAGAUGGGAUCUAUUCCACGGUCUGCAUCUGCUAUUCAUCUUCCGGCUUACUUGAUUCAGAAUGCUGAGAAGUAUAAGUUCCUUCUACCUGGAGGAUGUUUGCGCGAAUUUACCGAUGUUUGAUCAAGAUCUAUCGGGUAUGCUUCAUCUUAUUAUGCUUUGUUUUUUUCUUCUUCUUCUUUCCCACUUAAGUAUUCAUCUCCGGGUUCACAACAUGAAUCCAUAAUGGCCACAAUGGAUUGUUAUGUUAAGGAAUAGAGUGCCACAUCUUUAUGUUUGUUCUUCUUCUGGUACUAUCCAUAUAUUUAGUGUUUCAGAU
This is a messenger RNA of Impatiens glandulifera, 1573 nucleotides long. RefSeq names its product beta-1,4-mannosyl-glycoprotein 4-beta-N-acetylglucosaminyltransferase. Gene Ontology annotation, biological process: N-acetylglucosamine metabolic process; protein N-linked glycosylation. Lineage: Eukaryota; Viridiplantae; Streptophyta; Magnoliopsida; Ericales; Balsaminaceae. Gene Ontology annotation, molecular function: beta-1,4-mannosylglycoprotein 4-beta-N-acetylglucosaminyltransferase activity. Gene Ontology annotation, cellular component: membrane. The record is from RefSeq and is a predicted model, not a curated record. The transcript is spliced from 2 exons. The coding region runs from base 283 to 1377 and encodes 364 amino acids.